Thunnus maccoyii (southern bluefin tuna) is the source of this 4869-nucleotide messenger RNA. RefSeq names its product tumor necrosis factor receptor superfamily member 13B. The record is from RefSeq and is a predicted model, not a curated record. Bases 3177 to 4022 code for a protein of 281 amino acids. The transcript is spliced from 4 exons. Gene Ontology annotation, cellular component: plasma membrane. Lineage: Eukaryota; Metazoa; Chordata; Actinopteri; Scombriformes; Scombridae. Gene Ontology annotation, molecular function: protein binding.
UGGUGGCCCAACACCUUACCAAGACCACCAAAGGUUGUAAGCACCAAAAAUCCUUCAGAGUAAAGUAAGGAGUGUCUUUAGUGGACUCUCUGAUGGGGGCGUACAAUACUAUUCACCAGAUGACAUGUGAGAGACAAAGUGAAAGAAGCUUAUAUGGUAUGAACAGACAGAAAUCGAGCUUUUUACCCACCAUACGUACAUUUUAUUUGACACAAUACAAACACGUCACAUCAGCAGAAACACACCAACCACAAAGCCUGGGGUUGGCAAAAAAGUUUGUGAAGAAAGAGGGUAACAUGAAUAAAAAUAAAUAAAUAAAUACUGUAGAAAAAACUGCUCCAGACUGAAAAAACUGGGACUUGGGAAAAGAUUUCCCACAAGCCAAAUACACGAGUCAUAAAGCCAAAGGUUUCAAAACAACAACGUUAAUGUACUGAAGUGACAAAGACCUCAGUCCGAUCUAGAAUUUGCAGCAGCUUGAGCUUUAUCAAGUUUUUGUUUUUGUAGUUAUUUAAGUCUGUUUGUGGAAAUUCAUAAUUAAAAUUGACAGAAAAAUAUAUUUUAUGAUGAUCAGCGUCAAAACAUCCAGUACAUCCACUGUGAUUCAUACACAAAACAGUUUAAGGGGGACUGAUUUCUUUUUUUUUAUAGGUACUGUAUAUUAGUCUAACCUUAGUGUGUGCGUGUGUUUUAGGGUGGCAGGGAUCCUCGUCACACACGGGGGGGGGGAAGUCCCAGACCGGGCAAUGAGUUCAUACCCAAAUGAGCGUCUAUGUUGAAAUACAAGCCUGUCUCACACUCAUCGUCAAAUCAAGGACUCUCCCACUGCUUCUUCAUCUUGCCAGGUAAGAGAUCCCUCUGAACAUUUAUUUUCAACCCGUAACGGGUAACAUCAGCAGACUGAGUGUUGUAUUUUCAGUAUUUGUGUUUCAAGUAGGGCUCAAACUCUCAACUUCAGCCCUUGAUGUCACAGCUUCUAAUAUGUGUGAAAGUGAUAAAGACAAGAGCUGUAGGUGUGUGGCGGUUCGGUUGCCCUCAGUCAGCUCUGUGAUUACCGCAGACAUCUUCAUUUUGCUUUGAAUGUUCAAAAAAAAGUGAAAGUUUACUUCUGUCUACAGUUACACACACACACAAUAACAGACAAUGUAGGUGAGACCGAACAUAAGAAGCUUACAAAGUCUCUCAAAAUGAGUAAAAAGAUAAAUAGUAAAGCAAACUACAAUAAAACUCACAAAGGAGGCACAAACAUACCUAAAUCCAUGAAAAAGAAGACACCUAACUCUUAGUUAUGAUUUUGGUUUGUAUGGAAAUACACACUUUGGUUUUGGAUAUUUGUGACUUAAAAAAACAUAUUAUGUGUUUAUGAUAAUUACAAAUUACUUACCGUCCUUGAAAUCUGAAAGGGGGUGUGAGUAAGACACUGAGUGCUGGUUAUCAGGGUGUGACAAAUAUACUCUACAAUGAAUCAGGCUUACAAUUCUAUGUACGUGAAAGCAGCGGAGGGCGGAGGUGGUUUAGAUGUGUGUGUUUUUUUCACGGUCCACUGACCCAGUGUUCGCUGGAGCGAAGAGGGCUGUGUUUGAGAACAGACAUGAUUUUUGAAAGAAUGGAAGUUUACAUGUUGGAGCUAGCGCAAGGCAGGCCCGUUGAUGAUUACCCUUUAUCUAUAAAUUUAUUGGAAUUUGUACAUUUCUUUGCCCUAAAAAAAUGUAAAAAUGCCAAAGGAAAUGGGUCUGCUUUGCUUUUGAGGUGAAAGCAGAAGAGUUUUUACAGUUUAACAGCCUCUCCCUCGCACAUCCAGUGUACACCCACUAAUACUGACGUUAUACUGUUGCAAGUGCAGAAUACAUGGUAUGUUUUUCUGCAGCCACCACAAACUAGUGCAGCUCACAGUUCCUUCUUCCGUAUUGCAGCUGAAGCAGUAGUGUAGUACAGUGUAGUAUAGUAUACAGUAGUAGUACAGUAUGGUACAGCACAGUAUAGUAAUGUGCAUCAUAGUGCAGUACAGUAUAGUGUAGUAUAGAAAAGAUAGUAUAGUAUACUGUAGGACAGGAUAGUAUAUUACAGUGUACUGUAUAAUGCAGUAACAUAAGCAAGUAAGCUUUUAUUUAUAUAGCAUUUUUUAAAACACACAGUUACAAAGUGCUUCACAGGCACAUACACAUGCAAAAUUGAAACAGAUAGAUUAAUGAAAUAGACAAACAUGACACAGAGAGAAAUCAACCAAAAUGAAAUAAAGCAGGACAUGGGAACAAGAAGGGAGGUCUAUAGAAAGGCUUGUCGAUACAAAUGGGUUUUGAUGCGUCGUUUAAAAGGAUUCAGCCGAUCUAACAGAUUGUGGAAGAUGAUUCCACAGAGUUGGGGCUGAGAAUGCAAAUGCAUGGUCACCUUUUGAUUUGCGGUUUGUGCGGGGGACAGAUAGAGGGCCAAGAUUUGAGGAUCGAAGAGGUCGUGAAGUGGAAUGAGGAACGAGGAGCUCAGAAAUGUAGCUAGGGGCGAGGUCAUGGAGUGCUUUAUAUGUAAUCAGCAGGAUCUUGUAAUUUAUUCAGAAUUUUACUGGAAGCCAAUGGAGGGACGCGAGAACAUAAGACUCUAUUGAUCCCUGUCGAGGAAAUUCAAGUGUUACAGCAUCUGAGCGAGUCUGAAUAAAAUAUAUACAUAAAUAAAUAAAUAAAAUAUAUAAUAAAAUGCAGAAGAAAAUAAAGAACAAAUACAAAAUAAAACAAAAAGUGACAUUAAAACAAUACAGUAUAAUAUACUGUAGUGGUAUUACACAGUAAAGUACAGUUUAGUUUAGUAUAUUUAAGCCCCAUUUUGACAAAAAGAUGCAAGUUGCAGCUGUGGACUUUAACUUUGGUAAAUAGUAUAUUCCCAACUGUUUUCUAUAAUAAAGUAGGUUGUUGUUUCAACAGCUAUGUACUACUAAUAUAGUAAAUGUACCUAUAGAUGAUUAGAGGGAUGUUUUCAAGGGUCUGGUGUAAAAUACUGUAUGUCGGCUACAUGUGCAUCAAGCACAUUAUAUCAUUCUCAUGUUCAUAGCUGCUCACCUUCUGCAGCUGUUUCCUCUACAUCUCUCUUCUAAUGUAUCUGUGUGUGUGUGUGUGUGUGUGUGUGUGUGUGUGUGUGUGUGUGUGUGUGUGUGUGUGUGUGUGUCAGUGUGAGGGUUAUCAGGGCUGAUGGGUGGAAGCUGCCCUGAGGGUGAGUACGAGGAUGCCUUGGUCAAAAGAUGUCUACCCUGUCACAUGGUAUGCCAUCAAUCACAGAUUAACAGCAAAUGCAACAAUUACUGCGUGUCUGCACGUUGUAAGGCACUGCCUGGCCGCUUCUAUGAUAUGCUGCUGAGGAAAUGUGUGACGUGUCAUGAGGUUUGUGGUGGACAUCCACCAGAAUGCUCCCCGCACUGCCAAAGUCUUUCAUCUCAUGAACGGACAACUAAGCUACCUAUCACCUCAGCUCCAUCACGUCCCGUGACCACUAAAAAGCUCCUGAUUAAACUUACCUCACACAUCCCAAAUUCCAGAGGGCUUGAGGUAUCGACAGCCCUGGACGACUCCACUGUCCUCCUCUACUCCCUCCUUGCCGUAUGCAUGGUGUUGCUGCUGUCGAGCUUGUCUCUAGCCUUGGCAGUUUUUCUGCGGGGAGCCAGGGCCAAAACCACCAAACAAGGACCCAAGGCAGCUAACCACAGCCAGGAGCGUGUGAUCCAGCCAGGCCAAGAGGUUGGUCUGCUGAGUGGCCAGCUGGAGCGAAGCUCUAAAGAUUUUGUAACAAAUUCAAGCCGUCCCACUGACCGUGACCCUUUAGAGGAUUCCAGCCCCACUGAGACCUGUGUGUGUGUCCACUGUUUCCCUGAUCUGACAGCACUAGGCCAGGGCAAUGACAGGCCACUGAGAGCACCUUACUCUUUCAACCAGCAAGCUGUCCCCCUGCAAGCCCAGAUCCAAAACGGACGUCCCUCCUGCACUGGGGAGAGCUUACGCACAACUGGACUGAAGGCACAGGCGGAGGCUGCAGUGGGAUGAGGCUCAUUUGUUUCCUCUCUUAUCUAUGUCACACAGGGAAAAUUGGAAUGAAUAAAUGUGUCCCCCAACACAUCAGAGAGAUUCAUCAGCAUAGUGAAGGAAAAGAAAAAAAAGGACUAUUUGUUGCUUUGAAAAAAGAAAUUGCGGACACUGUCACAGCAUGAGGCAAUAUUUUGUAAGUGUGUGUGUGAAACUGAAAAAAGGCGUUUAAAGGAGUGCACGCUCUUCUAUGACCUCUAUCAACCUCGCAACAAGCAGCAACAGUGGGAGUGCUUCAUCAAUAAUUAGUAUAAAAAGCCUCUCUUUAUUAAAACAAAGAAUUAAAACAAGUGAAAGACCAGCUUCCCAUUAGGGAUAUUUCAAAAACUGUUGUGUGGUUGAUUCUUAUUAAAUGUGAAAAGCUAAAUGUUUUCCUCCCUGAUGAAGGCGUAGUGAUGAAAUGUGCAAGUUUGCGCCACAGGGCAGUAAAAGAGUUUAUUACUGCAUAUUGUAAGUAUAUCACUGAAAUGUGACAAUGUUCACUUAUUAAGAAUAUGUCCUUAAUCAUUAGGGAGUAUGUGUGUCCAGGGGUCUUACAAGGUCAUUUGGGCAUGGAAGGCAGACAUGUUAGGGUCUUGACCUCCAAGUGGACUGCAAAGGACUGUUGGAGAUUAACUGAUGCUUUGCUUCACAUUGCGUCAUGUCUUCUGUUAGAAGUUGCACUUCAACACAUUACAAAGCUGACUGCUUACUGACCACUGACAUGCAUGUAUGCUCUGUGCUAGUCAGUAAAUUAAACUAUCUUCUCAUAUGCAAAUAAAGAAUACAAAUUUGGAGUAUGUCUGAUAAAAAAAAAGUUGCUAUUGGC